GCGCCAAGGUUCGGUGAGAAAUUUGUGAUUGCUAGUGAACCUGCAGAAGACGGCUUCGCACAAUUGACCCCCUGGAAUGGUGCAAUAGAUAAGGUCGCACCGACCAGUCUUCGUCCGCCCGCAUGACGUGAUCGCAGAGGCAACGCCCAAUCGCUCGGGGUAUUGCACCGGAACGUGUUAGCGGCCAUGGAGACGAUGUUGAUAUAAAUCGCUGCGCCAGACCGAGAAAUCCCGGGGAAUGAGGUUACACGGCUCUAGCUCUUCGUGAAGAUUGCUGACGAGACGCGACGGGAUAAUCGGCGCUGUGCUUAUUAGGUACUGCGGACUCGAAUUGCGAAGCGUGUACCUGUCGUGAGCCCCAAUUCCAUGUGUAAUUGAGAAUUGCAGUACGCGGGAAAAACAAUGGCAGGUGAUCUGAAGGGCGUCGAGGUCUCUGACCCGGGCUCGGAUAUCGAGAAGUCGGCCCACCCGAAGGAGACUGUGAACUCGAGCCGGUCUUCUAAGGACGAACCGACAGCGAAGAAACCCGACGAAGAUUACGGGUCGACCGAUGACCAUGUAUUCUCCGACCCGUCCGUGGCCGAGAAGUGGCGCGGUGUUUAUGAGAAGGCUAAGUACGAAAACCGGCACCGAUUCGACCCGAACUUUAAGUGGACGGCGGAGGAGGAGCGACGGUUAGUCAAGAAGGUCGAUGCGAGGAUCAUGGUUUGGGCCUGGCUCAUGUUCUGCGCUCUCGAUAUGCAUCGCAGGAAUAUCAACAGGGCUAUUUCGGAUAACAUGUUGGCUGAGAUCGGCAUGAACACAAACGACUACAACUACGGCCAAACCAUCUUCCUCGCCUGCUUCCUCGCCGCCGAACUGCCUAGCGGGCUUAUAAGCAAGAAGCUCGGGGCCGACAGGUGGAUUCCCACGAUCAUGGUAGGCUGGUCGAUAACGGCUAUGUCACAGGCGUUCAUCCACAACAGGUCGUCUUUCUACGCGAUCAAAGCCCUUCUCGGCCUGCUCAUGGGCGGGUUCAUCCCCGACAUCGUGCUAUGGCUCACCUACUUCUACAAGAGCAGGGAGCUCCCGCUCCGCUUAGCUUGGUUCUGGACGGCGCUCAGCACGGUGAACAUCGUCGGUUCGCUGCUCGCCGCGGGAAUCCUACAGAUGCGCGGUAUACACGGGUGGAGCGGCUGGCGAUGGCUGUUCCUGAUCGAGGGGUUGAUAACGACGCUCAUCGGCAUAUUCUCGUGGGGUCUUAUGCCACCGGGUCCUACGCAGACCAAGCACUGGUUCCGAGGCAAGGACGGGUGGUUUACCGACCACGAGGAGUCCAUAUUAGUCAACCGACUCCUCCGCGACGACCCGAGUAAGGGCGACAUGAACAACCGACAAGCCGUGGGACCUAGCCUGCUUUUCAAAGCAGCGUCGGACUGGGAGCAGUGGCCGCUGUACCUCAUCGGGCUCACAACGUACAUCCCGCCCUCGCCGCCGUCGAACUACCUGUCAUACAUCCUACGACAACUCGGCUUCUCCGUCUUCAACGCGAAUCUACUCGCGAUCCCGUCGCAGUUCCUAUUCGCCGUCAACCUGCUCGUGGUGACGUGGAUAUCGCGACGCGUGAACGAGCGAUCCAUCAUAAGCUCCAGUUCCAACAUCUGGAUCUUCCCAUGGAUCCUCGCGCUCGUACUUCUCCCCGCCACCGCGUCGCCAUGGAUACGGUACGCGCUGCUCACAGGGCUGCUAUCGUACCCAUACUGCCACGCCAUCCUCGUCGGCUGGAACGCAAAGAACAGCAACGCCGUGCGCACCCGCGCCGUCUCCGCUGCAUUAUACAACAUGUUCGUGCAGAGCGGUAACAUCAUCGCGACGAAUAUCUACCGCGACGACGAUAAGCCGCUCUACCGCCGCGGCAACAAGAUCUUGCUAGGUGUUACGGUGUUUAACAUCGCGCUGUUCUACCUCGUCAAGGUGUUUUACAUCUGGAGGAAUAGGGUUAGGGAUCGUAGGUGGAACGCGAUGAGCACGGAGGAGCAAGAGAACUAUGUUUUGACGACGAAGGAUGAGGGUAUGCGGAGGCUGGAUUUUAGGUUCGCUCAUUAGGGGAUAGUUUGGUUUGUGGUUUAGGGCUGGUAAAGGGUUCGGGAUCAUGUCGAUCCGUCUCUGUAAGGUGCCACUUCUGCGGCAUUGCAUGGUAUGUCUUUGGGGACUCUUUAGUUCGGACGCUGUGUGAGACAUACUUAGGACUUAGGCCCUACGUCUAUUCUCGUUAAAGAGUGACCUUGAAUAGCGUCCCUACCUUGAUAGAUAGACAUAUAUCCACUCUAGAGUCGGUGAGGCUCAAAAAUGAUAUUGUACAAUACACCGCAAG
Molecule: messenger RNA, 2353 nt
Organism: Annulohypoxylon maeteangense
Lineage: Eukaryota; Fungi; Ascomycota; Sordariomycetes; Xylariales; Hypoxylaceae
Product: MFS general substrate transporter
Exons: 2
Coding region: 403-2085 (560 amino acids)
Biological process (GO): transmembrane transport
Cellular component (GO): membrane
Molecular function (GO): transmembrane transporter activity
Source: RefSeq, a predicted model, not a curated record